Drosophila busckii is the source of this 565-nucleotide messenger RNA. RefSeq names its product histidine-rich glycoprotein. Lineage: Eukaryota; Metazoa; Arthropoda; Insecta; Diptera; Drosophilidae. The transcript is spliced from 3 exons. The record is from RefSeq and is a predicted model, not a curated record. The coding region runs from base 1 to 444 and encodes 147 amino acids.
AUGGAUAAACGUAGUGUGUUGUUGAAGCUAUCAGUCUUGGCUGUUUUGGUGUUACUCUUUAUCUGUGUUCAGGAAACAAAUGCUGGCAGUCACCAGAAGAAAAAGAAAAUUGUCAUUCAUGUGCCAAUUCAUAAAAAGAUUGAGAAACAUGUGCAUACGGUGAUUAAGCAUGUGCAUCAUCAUCACAAGCCGCUUGUCCUAAAAGAGGAAAAGAAAAUUAUCCAUGAAGAGCAUCGUCCCAUUCAAAUCCAUCAGACCAAGGAGCACAUUCAUCAUCACGAGAAGCAUGACCAUGAGCAUCACGACCAUCACGAGCAUCACCAUCCUAUUGAACAUGCGCCCAUAGAGCAAGAGGAGGAGCACAUACAUCAUCACCACAAUUAUGAACACAAUGAUGGUUAUAUUGGCAGUGACGCCGACAGCAGCAGCAGUGAUGAACGCUGACUUUGAACAGUUAGCACUGAGUGCGCCGACGUAGACUGAUGAUUACCUAAAUUCAACAGAAACGUGGCUCAAACUGAUAUUUGGGUAGUGGUAAUUCUAACUUUGUGAUGUUCUAGCUGUA